Paramecium primaurelia is the source of this 917-nucleotide messenger RNA. The record is from the annotation of a GenBank genome assembly. Lineage: Eukaryota; Ciliophora; Oligohymenophorea; Peniculida; Parameciidae.
AUGGAUUAACCAAUAGGAAUUGGAGGAUUUAAAUUGCAACAAGUUAUAUCAAAAGAAAUGAAUUAAAUGAGACAUAGCGUUGAUCCUCGAACCUCUUUGUAAAUGAUAUUGAGCCAAAGAUCUUAAGCUUAAUUUUAAUAAGUUGUUGAUUAAGAAGUUCCUUAAGAAUAACCAUUAAAAUUGUUGAGCAAGAAAAAAGUAAAUGAAAAUCCAUAUUAGUAAUAUAGGGAAAAAGAUUUGAAUUUGAAAUCUCUUCUGAUUCAAGUUCUUUUUCAAUUACAUCUGAAGAAUCUUCGAAUUCUCAAAAAUCAUAACACUCUACUAAUUAUUUACUUAGAUAAUAAGCUGCAGCAUCAUUAAAAUUAUUGGUCAAAGAUAAUAAAUAAUAGAUAAGAUUACCAAAUAUUCCUAUAAGAAGCAUUUCUAAUGAGAAAUAACAAAUUAAUUUCUUGAAAGGACUAUAACAAAAUUCUGAAUUGAGUGAGAACAAUUAAAUAGAAGAAUAUUAUUAAUAAGGGAAAAUAACUGUCAAAUUGAAAAGCAAAGAUUUUAUGACAUUUAUGAGAUGGCAACAUGAAGUCGAAGAAUUAAAAAGAAAAAAGAGAGACUUUGAUGAAUAAAAAGACAGACAUUUCUAAUUAACUAAAGGAGACACUGUUACAAAGAUGGAAUAAUAGAGAAAAGAAGAAAUAAUGAAGAAAAAGAAAAAUAGAUAUUCAGAAUCAUGGAUUGUUGGUAUUUCAUUGGCAAAACGAUUUUUAAGAAUUGGUAGAAAAAGAGCACGGGCUACAUUAUAAAGAAAUGCCAUAAAAACUUUAACUGGUAUUCAAAGUGUUCCUCAUUUAAGUGAUUCAAAUAGAUCUGAUGAUGUUAGAUCAAUGGCUAGUUUUAGAGAAAUUUAGAAUCCCUAAAUGUGA